Molecule: messenger RNA, 1808 nt
Organism: Melanaphis sacchari
Lineage: Eukaryota; Metazoa; Arthropoda; Insecta; Hemiptera; Aphididae
Gene: CkIIalpha
Product: casein kinase II subunit alpha
Exons: 9
Coding region: 379-1638 (419 amino acids)
Biological process (GO): protein phosphorylation
Cellular component (GO): nucleus; protein kinase CK2 complex; cytosol
Molecular function (GO): ATP binding; protein serine/threonine kinase activity
Source: RefSeq, a predicted model, not a curated record
AAACAUUUUUCCUUGCCGCACGAAAACGUGCGUACGUACAGUCCACGUCCCGCCGCCGUAAACGUCUCGUGUUGAGGGUAUCUAUCGUCGGCGGCAACAUUGGCAUUCAGCAUCGACGUCGGCGGUUCGUCGGUAGGUACGUCAUUGCGCGUUUCCCUUGACGGCCAAACUGUAAACGAGGCGGCUUUCGAUCUGCCGCCGUCUACCGUAUUGAGGCCCCCGCACGUUUGAUAAUGAAAAUAAUGAAAUACAAUUAUUAAUGAACGUCGUCGUCGCCCUAAUGUUGCUGAUACUUAUCAUAUCGUCGGCUUUUUGAUCCGUCUCCGUCGAGCCGUGCCGACUGCCAAGUACACGUAUUCGCACACUUUAUGGACUUACAUGCUUUUCGUUCAGUGUACUUUGUUGGUGCGCCGUUUUUAUUUUAGCCGGAUUUUCCGAGACCUUUCGUCGUGCGAUUUGCUUUUCCUAGACACCGGCUGUGUGUUAAGUGCGACCGGAACAAGGUUUCGGACUGUUGCUAACAAUCAAACUACUGUCAGGUUCAUUAAUCAAAUGGCGUUGCCAAGUCGGGCACGAGUUUAUGCUGAUGUAAAUUCUCACAAACCCAGAGAAUACUGGGACUACGAAUCUUAUACUGUGGAAUGGGGGCAACAAGAUGACUAUCAGUUGGUUCGGAAACUUGGUAGAGGUAAAUACAGUGAAGUAUUUGAAGCAAUUGAUGUAACUAAUAGUGAAAAAUGUGUUGUGAAAAUAUUAAAGCCCGUAAAAAAAAAGAAAAUCAAAAGAGAAAUAAAAAUUCUUGAAAAUUUGAGGGGUGGUACCAAUAUUAUAUCGCUGCAAGCAGUGGUAAAAGACCCAGUAUCUCGUACACCUGCUCUUAUAUUUGAGCAUGUUAACAAUAUGGACUUUAAACAACUCUACCAGACGCUGAAUGACUAUGAUAUUAGAUUUUAUCUCUAUGAGUUGCUCAAGGCAUUGGACUAUUGCCAUAGUAUGGGCAUCAUGCAUCGUGAUGUAAAGCCUCACAAUGUUAUGAUCGACCAUGAAAAUAGAAAAUUGCGGUUAAUUGAUUGGGGUUUAGCAGAGUUCUAUCAUCCUGGUCAAGAAUACAAUGUCCGGGUUGCCUCCAGAUAUUUCAAGGGUCCAGAAUUACUCGCUGAUUAUCAGAUGUAUGAUUACUCAUUAGACAUGUGGUCACUGGGCUGUAUGUUAGCUAGUAUGAUAUUCAGAAAAGAGCCAUUCUUUCACGGACAUGACAAUUACGAUCAACUCGUGCGUAUUGCUAAGGUUCUAGGAACAGAAGAACUAUUUGAAUAUUUAGACAAGUAUCAUGUUGAAUUGGAUCCAAGAUUUUCUGAUAUUUUAGGAAGGCAUUCAAGAAAACGGUGGGAGCGUUUUGUGCAUAGUGAAAAUCAACACCUCGUAACACCAGAAGCUUUAGAUUUCUUAGAUAAACUUUUGCGUUAUGAUCAUUUUGAACGGUUGACUGCUAGAGAAGCAAUGGAUCAUCCAUAUUUUUAUCCAGUUGUAAAAGAGCAGUCUCGAAUUAAUUUGGCCACAUCGUCUGUAUCUCCAACACCAAUUACAGCAGGUGGGAAUGGAAUAACUUCUCCAAAUGCUGUUGGCGUUCUACAGUGAGUUCCUCGAUGUGACAAUGCUGCUUUUUUGCUUUGGACAAAGUUAAUGGAAAAAAAAAAACUUAAAAAAAAAUCAACACCUUUUUCUCAGGAAUAUCACACUCAAAAACAAUUUUGUUUUUUAUUUUUUACUUGUAUUAUUUCUAUUAAAAAAAAAGGUUAUUAUUUAAU